Molecule: messenger RNA, 396 nt
Organism: Coccinella septempunctata (seven-spotted ladybird)
Lineage: Eukaryota; Metazoa; Arthropoda; Insecta; Coleoptera; Coccinellidae
Product: cytochrome c oxidase subunit NDUFA4-like
Exons: 3
Coding region: 77-313 (78 amino acids)
Source: RefSeq, a predicted model, not a curated record
AUUCAGUGUAUGUACGUCAAAUUUUUUGUUUCUGGCAUAUUAAUUCCUUUCUAAUCGUUCUAAUCAAUCGAGUGAAAUGAAAAAAUCCUUAUCGUUUUUGAAGAGAAACUAUUCUCUCAUUCCCCUUCUCCUCAUUGUCGGCGGAGGAGUUGCUGCGGCUUCUUGUUUUGGAUUGAGGGUUGCAAUGUAUCAUCCUGAAGUGUAUUGGAAGAAGACCUCAACGAGGAAUUAUGAGAAGAAUCCGUACAAAAAGCUCUGGUGGUACUUUGAUGAGCCAUUAGAAAAUUGGGAAAAGACUUCUGACUCAGCUUGAUGAAAUAUGAUUGGUGGAAGUUCGCCUUUCUGUUACUGUUUUUCUAUGUUCGUUAUCUCUGAAAAUAUAAACGUAGUUCCAGU